AUGGCAAAAGUGGAACGAAUUUUAAAUGAACUUUUAUUACAAGUCGCAAAAGAACAAAACUUUGUUGACUACGAUUUGAAAAUCAAACCUGUAUCGAGUGGAGGCGCGAAUUUUUCUUCAACACUAUUCAAUGUAUCCAUCACGGAGGGUGACAGAGUUGUGCAUUUGUUUGUCAAAGUUGCCACGGCCGGUGAACAAUUACGAUCACAAGGGGGAUCAAAGGUUUAUGAAACAGAAAUAUUUGCUUACACGAAACUCGCCGAAGUUUACAAAGGAUUAGAAGAAGAACACCAAGUACCUAAAGAACACCGGUUAAAAUUCGCUAAAUUCUACGGUUGUAAUCCUGCAGUAUAUGACGAAACUCUAGUUCUUGAAGACCUUGUUGAAGCAGGUUAUGUAGCGUUUGAUAGAUCCAAGUGCUUUGACCUAAAAUACGCAACUAGUGCGCUGACAGAGUUAGCGAAAAUGCACACUCUGUCAUUAGCAUACGGUGUAUACCAUGCAGAUGAAUACAAUGAAGUUAUCGAUACUAUGAUAAAAGGAAAUUGGGUUGUUCAAGCUGGUUCAGCUCUGGUAGAUUCUCUGGAAACUGCUUUUGCUACCGCACUUAAGAACGCUAGAGAAGAAACCAAAGACAAGCUACAGAGAUUCCUUGAAACGUUUGACAAGGCUGCGUAUGGUGAUUUUUACAGGACUUCUGGACCUCCAGUAUUGGGACACGGAGAUUUUAGACCAAGUAAUUUGAUGCACAAAGUGUGCGACGACGGCACGAUGGAUAUCAAAGUAGUGGAUAUGCAGACACUUUACGGAGGCAGCCCCGUUAUAGACUUCUUAUAUUUCAUCUUCACGGGGUCUGACGAGCAGCUGCGGGAGCAGCAUUUUGAGACAUUGCAAGAUCACUACUACACCCAGCUAUGUGUGUCCAUGAAGAGGCUGGGUCUAGAGCCCGACAAGGUGUAUUCUAGAGAAACCUUCCAGUCUGAACUAAAGGAGAAACUUGUAUUUGGGCUGGUGCUCGCGAUGCUGUUUUUACCGAUAGUGUUGGCAAAUGACACGCCUGAGGUAAACGAGGAAUUUACUCUCUCCGCCAUGGCUGAGAUAAAGUCCACUGACCUUUGUAUCGAGAGGCUAAACGGCGUUAUUAAUGAUUAUGUCAAGUGGGGGAUACUAAAGUAG
Molecule: messenger RNA, 1176 nt
Organism: Arctia plantaginis
Lineage: Eukaryota; Metazoa; Arthropoda; Insecta; Lepidoptera; Erebidae
Source: the annotation of a GenBank genome assembly